AUGGACUAUAACUUGACUGUAGAAAGCAAGCCAAGGAAGACUUACAUCGCUAUUUUUGCUGCUUUGGCAAUAAUCGGUGUUGUUGCAACUGUUUCUUUCUAUCCAAGAACUCCAAACACUGCAGCUUUAACCCAACUUCAGAUUGAUGAACAAGAGUUCAUUGAUUAUAUUUCAAAAUACAGCAAGCAAUACUCAGAAGAAGAAUACGCCCGCAGAUUCAAAAUUUUCAGAGACAACUCAGCCUAUAUCCGCGUUUUCAACACCCAAGGCAAAACUUGGUUCCUAGGAGUUAACGAAUUCGCUGAUAUGACUUUUGCAGAGUUCAAAUCAAUUUAUACCCCUCACCAAUAUGUCCAGACUGACGAAUCUGAAAAUGUUCACAUUUUCGAAAAUCAAGCAGUCCCAACACAAGUUGAUUGGACUCUCAAAGGAGCUGUAACUCCAGUUAAAAACCAAGGACAAUGUGGAUCUUGCUGGUCAUUCGCUACAACUGGCCCUUGUGAGAGCGCUUGGUUUCUUGCAGGACAUACCUUGACAUCUUUUUCAGAACAGCAGCUUGUAGACUGUUCAAUAUACAUAAAAUGGCCGGAGACGAGCGACCAGUCCCUUCGUGGCGGGUGUCCUUAUGUAUACCGGACGUGGUUUUUGGAUGCGAGAGCUACUCAAUGGAAGAGUUAGCCUCGAGGCGAGAGGCCCAGCCCAAUUUCCGCUGAUUUUGGGACUUGACCCGGGCAGCAGUUUUUCGCAUUCUUUUUGCCAGUAGCGCCGAGGCCCAGACUCGGUGUCCGAAAGAGGCAGGGUGAGUUACCUGCCUAGGCUACUUGGUGGCUUAGCCCUGAAUCCCGUAAGGGGUUGAGUUCUUUCUUGGAGAUGAUCCGGGAAAGAGGGGAGGCGAAGCUAGACUAGAAUUCAAGGGCGCAAGUCUCUCCAGUUAAAAGGGUCCUCACACGAGGGCGAUCUGGCCAACCGGAGGCAAAGACUGGCGUAAUUCGGGGCUGAAGGCUGAGUUGGAAAUGGUGGUGCCCAGCGACAGUCGGCUGACGACUCAAUAGGGCAGCCCACUACCGAGAAACGAGGGGUUUCGGCCCGGGCUCAGAGAACCAGUGAUGGAAGUCCAUCCUUUUCGCUCGUGCCAGCACGGGUCCCCAAGGAGCGCGGAGGAAUGCCACGCAUGGAAGUAGGGACUAUAAAUACACAGCAUAUCUAAUCUAAUCUAAUCUAAUCUAAUCUUGUAGACUGUUCAUCAAGUUAUGGAAAUGAUGGAUGUGGCGGUGGCACCAUGAUUGGUGCUAUGAAAUACGUUAUUGCUAACGAUGGAAUUACUACUGAAGCAAAUUAUACUAUAUUAGCUAUUUUUUAUUAUUUUUGUUAUUUUUGUUAAAAAUAGCAUAUAUUUUUAAUAAAAUACCCAUUUUGGUGAUAAAUUUUAUUUAAUUUAGCAGAAUAUAUAAUUACACAGGAGUAACUGGAACCUGCAAUAAAGCUAAAGCAAAAACCAUUGCUGCCUCAUUUUCUGGAUACAAAGUUGUAGCUGCUGAUAACAUUGACCAAAUGUACAUUGCUGUAGCCCAACAGCCUGUAAGAGUUGAAGUUGAAGCUGACCAAGCUGCUUGGCAAAUGUAUAAAGGAGGAAUCGUUAGCAGUGACUGUGGAACUGCUCAUGACCACGAAGUCACAGUUGUAGGAUACAACCAAAUUAAUAGCCCACCUUAUUGGAAAUGCAAGAACUCUUGGGGACCUGCUUGGGGUGAAGCUGGAUACAUCAGAAUUGCUGUUGUAGCUGGAAAAGGAAUUUGUGGAAUUCAAAUGCAGCCAGUUUAUCCAAUCGUCUAA
Molecule: messenger RNA, 1833 nt
Organism: Blepharisma stoltei
Lineage: Eukaryota; Ciliophora; Heterotrichea; Heterotrichida; Blepharismidae
Source: the annotation of a GenBank genome assembly